AUGACGACGGUACAGAAAAUCAAGGAGAUCGAAGAUGAGAUGGCUCGCACGCAAAAGAAUAAGGCGACGAGCUAUCACCUUGGACAGUUGAAAGCCAAGCUUGCAAAACUCCGGCGAGAGCUUAUCGGCCCGUCCGGAGGUGGUAGUGGUGGUGGUAGCGGUAUCGGCUUCGAUGUUGCACGUACUGGUAUAGCGUCCGUCGGAUUUGUAGGCUUCCCCUCGGUUGGCAAGUCGACACUCAUGUCAAAACUUACCGGCACGCACUCAGAGGCUUCGGAAAUUGACUUCACUACCCUUACGACUGUGCCUGGUACACUGAAGGUACACGGAGCGCCGAUCCAGAUUCUUGAUCUUCCUGGUAUCAUUGAGGGCGCAAACGACGGUCGUGGUAGGGGUCGCCAGGUCAUUGCUGUUGCGAGGACAUGCAACCUUAUCUUUAUUAUAUUGGAUGUCCUCAAGCCUCUUGGAGACAAGAGGCUCAUUGAGUCCGAGCUCGAAGGCUUCGGUAUUCGACUGAACAAAAAUCCUCCAAACAUCACUGUCCGCAAGAAGGACAAGGGUGGCGUUGCUAUUACAAAUACCGUGCCCUUGACGAACAUCGACCACGACGAGAUAAAAGCCGUGCUGAGCGAGUAUAAGAUUAGCAACGCCGACGUCGCCAUCCGACAAGCGGGUGCUACAGCAGACGAUCUUGUGGAUGUUAUCGAAGGCAAUCGAGUGUAUAUUCCGGCAAUUUAUGUGCUCAACAAAAUCGACGCAAUCUCAAUCGAGGAGCUUGACCUGCUCUACAAGAUUCCUAAUAGUGUUCCAAUAUCUUCAAGGGAAUGGCUCAACAUCGACGAGCUCAUAGAGAAGAUGUGGGAAGCUCUGAAUCUUGUGCGGGUCUACACCAAGCCACGAGGUCUUCCGCCCGAUUACAGCGCCCCCGUUGUCCUCCGCCGGGGCAAAUCAACAAUUGAAGAUUUCUGCAAUGCGAUCCAUAAGGAAAUUGCGAAGCAGAUGAAAUAUGCCAUUGUUUGGGGAGCUAGUGCUAAGCAUACGAGGGGCCAGAAAGUUGGCUUGGACCACGUGCUAGAGGACGAGGAUGUCGUACAUAUCGCGAAGAAGUAG
Molecule: messenger RNA, 1110 nt
Organism: Phanerochaete carnosa HHB-10118-sp
Lineage: Eukaryota; Fungi; Basidiomycota; Agaricomycetes; Polyporales; Phanerochaetaceae
Exons: 11
Coding region: 1-1110 (369 amino acids)
Biological process (GO): cytoplasmic translation
Cellular component (GO): cytoplasm
Molecular function (GO): GTP binding; GTPase activity
Source: RefSeq, a predicted model, not a curated record